Molecule: messenger RNA, 2188 nt
Organism: Saccostrea cuccullata (small rock oyster)
Lineage: Eukaryota; Metazoa; Mollusca; Bivalvia; Ostreida; Ostreidae
Exons: 5
Coding region: 828-2081 (417 amino acids)
Source: RefSeq, a predicted model, not a curated record
UCACAGACAGUACCACCAGGUCCCUCUGUUCUAAGAACAUUUCAGCAACCAUCACUUUUGAAGUCGGAAGACAUUUUAAGCAAAUGUCUCAUUGAAUUUCAAAAUUGCCUACCAUUUGUAUUUAAAAUAUUUCAAACUAUGUCAUCUUCAAUUUUCACAGAUCCUGAAAAAGUAUCUGCAGCUAAUUCCACAAUAGCUACAAUGUAUGGUAUGGCAAUGAACAGAAGGAACAAGGAUUUGUGCGCAGUACAAAAAAUAAACACUUGUGUUGCUCUACGGUUUCAUGCUGGAAAUGAUCUGCUUGAUAUUUUCAACAAAGCAAAUAUAACACUGGCAUCUGGCAGUAAAUAUGGAUUUUUAGAGGACAUGGGCCGUUUCAACACUGAGGGUAUAAUAAGUAGCAUAAGGGAAGGAAAACCGGGAAAAAUUACAGCAGAUAACAUUGAUGGUAUGACAAUUGCAAGAGAUGUGAGACUUACAGGUGGGAAUAAGCACUACCAUUAUACAGCAUCAACGUAUUAUCCAGACAGAGUAGAUGUGUCAGAUUUGGAACACAAUAGAGUUGUGCCUGAGGAAAUUCCUUCCAGUAUUUUUUUUCUAAAUGGAAAUGAGGAAAUGAAACUUAAGGAAAUGUAUGGAUAUAUGGUUGGGAGGAUUAUGGUGGCUUAUUUUCCAGAGGUAAGGUGGAUGGAGUCUUGUAUCCCAAAGCAUAUUCCUCACCCCUACAGUCAGGAAAUGUCAACCAAGUCCCAAAUAUUUCCUCUUAAGGUGAUGAUUUUGAGCAGUCUAAAAUCAUCUUAGGCGGGGAUCAGUUAGUACGAGUUAGGAUGAGUGGGGCAAAAGAUUUGCUUGCUGGAGCCCAUUCAUCUGUUGAAAGACUGGAACACUUCAGUCCCAUCAUUGAAGAAUUGUUCCACAUUGAACAGGAUUUUCUUGAGAAACUUUAUAAGAAAUUCUACACCACCCAGUCUAUGAGGCAGCAGGGGAGCCUUGCCUUCUACAAAUGCCAGUUAAAAAGAUCAAAUGUUAAUGGCCAAGUAAAAGGUGCAUUUCAGCCACAUAGUGACUUUGUCCAUACAGUUGGGGAGGCAUUACUGGUUCGAAUGUGCAUGGAAAAGUUUUCGAUGGACACUUUGGAGAGUAAACCAGAUUUCAGCAAAUUGAAUAUGCCAGAGAAUAUCGGAAAAGCCCAUAUAAAAACAAGGUUGCCAUAUUUUAGACAAGUUGUGGAGCAAAUUGUAGAUGAGCUUUAUAUGGGGUUUAAUGAUCUUGGAUGUUUGCCGCCUGUGACAGUGAAUGUAGAAAAUGUGUCCAUUGAAAUCCCUCGUGAACAGCUAAACAAACAUGAUUUUGUGGAUUUGAAAUUUCCAUCUGGAGCCACUUUUCGUGUUUACAAUGGGAAGGAAAGCACUGAUGAUUUACAAAACUAUACCAUUCAGUUUCUAAUGUGGUACUUGCACUUUGUGGAGUUUCAAGAUGGCAUUAAGGAAGGUGACCCAUACAGAACAAACAUCAACAUAAAGAGGAUGAUACCAUUCUUCUACAGCCACUCAAACAAGUCUAAAUAUGCGGUAGAAUGUAUUGAUUAUAUACUGAAAAGUGAAGUAUUAUUACCCGAAUCUCUGUCUAUGAGACUUAGGUUAAGCAGCUUUGUUAAUCCUCAUGGUAUAAAGGGGGGCAACAAACCUGCCGACAUGCAGCAGGAGAACAAUAUACUUGUCUUAAAAGAUGUUAUCAAAGGCUUGGGUGCUCACAAAACUAAUAAUGCUAUGGAGCGUGCUUCUGCUGCAGCCCCCGUCAUUGCAGAGACGGUCGACAACCAUAUCAGCAAUCUUGGUUGUCAUAUGAGGAGAGGAGUACACUGCACAAAAGACAAGUCAGAAGAUGUGAAGCACCUUGUCGACAUCCUUGGAACUGUUGAACCAUUUAAAGUAGUGGAAAAUCGAAAAAUGGUCUCAUUUUCUUCCUUUAGAAGAAAUCCUUUCUCUACAAUUUCUUGUGAAUUUCAACCCCAUUUAUUGAAAAUAAUAGGUAGAUUAAGAAGGGGCCAGAACAUUGACAUUGAUAAUUACGAUCAGUGAAUGUGGUACUAUAUAAGGUCUCAGUUCAAAUAACAAUGUACCAUCUUAUUCUGUGAUGAAGAGUUUUUGUCAGAAUUUUUUUUUCUUCAAUAAACAUCAUACAUGUA